Molecule: messenger RNA, 1905 nt
Organism: Mus caroli (Ryukyu mouse)
Lineage: Eukaryota; Metazoa; Chordata; Mammalia; Rodentia; Muridae
Gene: Hoxc9
Product: homeobox C9
Biological process (GO): proximal/distal pattern formation; DNA-templated transcription; regulation of transcription by RNA polymerase II
Cellular component (GO): nucleus
Molecular function (GO): RNA polymerase II cis-regulatory region sequence-specific DNA binding; DNA-binding transcription factor activity, RNA polymerase II-specific
Source: RefSeq, a predicted model, not a curated record
UCUUCCUCUUUUCUGGAUGUGUAGUCCUUUGGCUCCUUGGUCACAGGCUGAGUUUUCCGGUUCUAGGUUCGCGGGUCGCCCUGAUGUUUGAAGCUAGACAGCUCCAGUCGGUUAGGGAGGGCGGGGAGGGACCCGCGGCUGUGGCUCCUUAAUUGUACUUCGAGCCCUUAUUGUCUCUCCUUUCGCCACCUCCGCUUCCUCAGUCUGGGCUCCAAAGUCACUGCAAAUUUCCUUGCGAUACAUACAUCACACAAAAGAUCAGAGACUGCAGGAGCGUCGGAGCCGACAGAGACAGAUUACGUCAAGAAAUAGUUCCUCCACCUACCUCGUCCGGCCUCCCCGCCCCUGAGGGGCUCCCCGAGCCCAUCUCAGCUCUGGGGGUCCAGGAACCCUGGCUUCUGGGACUGGCAUUUUCAUCUUGGUUUUUUUUUUAUCCUCAUGGUAGGGGGAGCCAUCUGCUUUUGGCUGCACAUGGUCAAGGGGGGGGGGUCCCUGAUGAGAUAUGAUUCGUCCGGGGAGGGGGGGCUGUCUGGCGCCUUGGGUCCAGAGUUGCAAAUCGCCAGGAAAACGCAGGUCGCGGGGAUCAGCAAAGAGAAGGGGGUGGUAAAGGGGGGAAAAAGCAAGGGGGAAAAAAAGCCCCUGCGCAUUGAUCCGCGCCGUAUUUUUGGGUAAAUACGAUCACGUGGGGGCUGGGGAACCAAUGAGCUGCCGGGAAAAGGCUGGAAAAAUAAUUACCUGCCUUGAUUGUUCUGUGAGCAGAUAAAAAGUACAUAUACAGUUCAUACAAUAAUCUUAUGUAUGUAAAACCCUGUUACGAUGUCGGCGACGGGGCCCAUCAGUAACUAUUACGUGGACUCGCUCAUCUCUCACGACAAUGAAGACCUCCUAGCGUCCAGGUUUCCGGCCACCGGGGCUCACCCUGCCGCCGCCAGACCCAGCGGCUUGGUGCCGGACUGUAGCGAUUUUCCGUCCUGUAGCUUCGCGCCCAAGCCGGCUGUAUUCAGUACGUCGUGGGCGCCGGUGCCCUCGCAGUCGUCCGUGGUCUAUCACCCUUACGGCCCCCAGCCCCACCUCGGCGCCGACACGCGCUACAUGCGGACUUGGCUCGAGCCGCUGUCCGGCGCCGUCUCCUUCCCCAGCUUCCCGGCCGGGGGCCGUCACUACGCCCUCAAGCCCGACGCCUACCCGGGGCGCCGCGCCGACUGCGGCCCGGGCGACGGCCGCAGCUACCCGGACUACAUGUACGGCUCGCCCGGGGAACUGCGCGACCGCGCCCCGCAGACACUGCCCUCGCCCGAGGCGGACGCGCUGGCCGGCAGCAAGCACAAAGAGGAGAAGGCCGACCUGGACCCUAGCAACCCCGUGGCCAACUGGAUCCACGCCCGUUCCACAAGGAAGAAGCGCUGCCCCUACACCAAGUAUCAGACGCUGGAACUGGAGAAGGAGUUUCUCUUCAAUAUGUAUUUAACCAGGGACCGUCGGUACGAGGUGGCCCGUGUUCUCAAUCUCACUGAGCGGCAGGUCAAAAUCUGGUUUCAGAACCGGAGGAUGAAGAUGAAAAAGAUGAAUAAAGAGAAAACCGACAAGGAACAAUCCUAAGCCCUGCCCCAGCCUGCUGCCUCGGCACAGCCAAGGGAAACACAAAAACCCCCACAAAAAAUGCCCCAACCCAGGCGGGAGAAAGCACGAAAAGAAAAGGAAAGAACAAGAUAGAGAAAAGCCCACCUUCUUAAAAAGAAAAGAAAAAAAAAGGAAGGGGAAAAAUGCAAACUCUUGCGAUGUGGGAGGGUUAAGUGUUGAGAAAUUGGUGUUUAGAGUUAGUUCUAUCCAUCGAGGAGGAGGCAGGAGAGAAACUGCGUUCUCUUCCCCAGCGCAACUGAAAUAAAUGACACACACAAAUGUGAA